AUGGGGGUGACCACCUAUACAGAUGAGUACACUUCCCCAAUCCCUCCAUGCAGGUUGUUCAAGGCCUUAGUCCUUGAUGCUGACAUCCUUGUCCCAAAGCUCAUGCCUGAUGCCCUUAAGAGCAUCGACACCAUCCAAGGUGGGCAGAUCAUUUCUGUGCGAAAUAGGGUUGAUGAGGUGGAUGAUGAGAACUAUGUGUAUAAUUACACCUUGAUUGAAGGAGAUGCUUCGGUAAUGGAGAAAGUUGAGUUUAUUUCUUAUGAGGUUAAGUUUGAGGCCACACCAGAAGGUGGCAGUAAGAACAGGAUGGUGAGCAAAUACCACACCAAAGGUGACAUUGUGCUCAAUGACGAAGACAUGAUUUCUGGCAGAGAAAAGGCCUUGGGGAUGUACAAAGUUGUGGAAGCCUACCUCCUCCAAAACCCAGAUGUCUAUAAUGAUACUUGA
Messenger RNA from Fragaria vesca subsp. vesca, 447 nucleotides. Its product is annotated as major allergen Pru ar 1-like. Gene Ontology annotation, cellular component: nucleus; cytoplasm. Gene Ontology annotation, biological process: abscisic acid-activated signaling pathway; defense response. Gene Ontology annotation, molecular function: protein phosphatase inhibitor activity; signaling receptor activity; abscisic acid binding. The transcript has 2 exons. Lineage: Eukaryota; Viridiplantae; Streptophyta; Magnoliopsida; Rosales; Rosaceae. The coding region runs from base 1 to 447 and encodes 148 amino acids. The record is from RefSeq and is a predicted model, not a curated record.